Molecule: messenger RNA, 1600 nt
Organism: Polistes canadensis
Lineage: Eukaryota; Metazoa; Arthropoda; Insecta; Hymenoptera; Vespidae
Gene: UbcE2M
Product: NEDD8-conjugating enzyme Ubc12
Exons: 4
Coding region: 251-796 (181 amino acids)
Source: RefSeq, a predicted model, not a curated record
AUAUAGGCUUCUUCACUUAACUUCAUGCGAAUCGAGGUAAACGUUGUACGCCGUGAAUUUAGCAAAGUCAUAAAUAUCUGUCCAUGUGACAUUAGUUGGGAGAACGUCUCCGAAUGCGGUAAAUCGUGUUGUCAAAGAUUCGCAAGUUAACGUAGAUUUGAUUUGCCCCUUUCUUCGAUUGUGACCAGAUUAGAAUAAUUAAUUAUCUUUGUAUGUAUUCUUUUUAUCGCAGUCAAAGGUCUAGUUUAACAUGAUCAAAUUAUUUUCGUUGAAACAAGCGAAAAAAGAUGGCGAGUCACCAAAGGCUGGGACCCAGAAAAAGGCAUCAGCAGCUCAGCUGAGAAUAACGAAAGAUAUUAACGAACUUAAUUUACCAAAAACAUGCGGUACGGAGUUUCCCGAUCCCGAUGAUUUAUUGAGUUUUAAAUUAAUUAUUUGUCCAGAUGAGGGUUUUUAUAGAGGUGGUAGAUUUGUAUUCAGUUUUAAAGUUGGACCAAAUUACCCUCACGAACCACCUAAAGUUAAAUGUGAAACUCAAGUAUAUCAUCCCAAUAUUGACUUGGAAGGCAACGUGUGUUUGAAUAUUUUAAGAGAAGACUGGAAACCUGUUCUAACUAUUAAUUCUAUUGUUUAUGGACUUCAGUACCUUUUUCUAGAACCCAAUCCGGAAGAUCCUCUCAAUAAAGAUGCUGCAGAAGUAUUACAAAAUAACAGAAGAGUAUUCGAACAAAAUGUAGCAAAAGCUAUGAGAGGCGGUUAUGUAGGAGCACUUUGUUUCGAACGGUGUCUCAAGUGAUACAGUAUUUCAUCAUUGUUACUGUACACAUUUCUUUAGGGACUCACUUUGGGAAAAAAUAUCCUAAUACACAUACAGGGCAUAGAUAGGAGGACUAUGAAUCCUGUUAAUUGCGUGAUUACCACCUUUUACACAUUUAUUUUCUUUAUAUUUUGCCAGGCCUAUAUACGUCAGUUUCAUUUAAAUACACUUUAUAUUUUUCAAUUAUAAACCUAUCCAAAUGUUGAAUAUAUGCAAACAUAUAUAUAUAUAUAAACAUAUACAUAUAUUUAUAUAUAUAAUAUAGUUUCAUUAUUUAUGUUAACAAAAUUAUCAAGAUACGUUUUGGCCAUGGCACAUUGAUUUAGUGUGAAUUUUGUGGAAUGCAAUUGAAGAACGAUAGAUCAAUUAUAGUGAGCAUUCCUCUCAUUAAAAUAGGUGUUGCUGACUAAUUCAUGAUAUUUAACUCAGAGUGGACCUUAGUCAUUAGGUAUAUUUAACUUUUUAGCUAGAUUUUUGUUUUUCUUUUCUACCAUCAUCAUAAUUUUUCAAUUAAAUGUAUCAUUAUAUUUUCACACACAUGUAUCAUUAUUAAUCUAUUAAAAAAAUUACCAGCAGCACCUAUCAUCGAGUUUAUCUUCAGUUUUUAAUUAUGUAUGUGCAUGUAUACGCAUAUACGUAAUAUUUAUUAUACAUAUGCGUAUACAUAUACAUAUAUAAUUUAAUAUAAACAAUGACUGAGGUGGACUGUAAGGCUGUUAUAGAAUAACAGAUAUUUUAUUUGAUUUGGCAAAGAUUGCACAUAUAUUAAAAUAUAUAUAUAUA